This is a messenger RNA of Phytophthora sojae, 543 nucleotides long. RefSeq lists its product as hypothetical. The transcript is spliced from 3 exons. Bases 1 to 543 code for a protein of 180 amino acids. The record is from RefSeq and is a predicted model, not a curated record. NCBI's taxonomy places the organism in Eukaryota, Oomycota, Peronosporomycetes, Peronosporales, Peronosporaceae.
AUGCGUCUCAACUACACUGCUGUUACCCUUCUUACCCCUGCCAGUGCGGCAUCUGAGACCGCGGCCUCCCUGACAGCGGCAGCGGCCGUAGACGAAGAAGAGAGGGGAGUUGCGAUCGCUGGUCUCGAAAACUUGAUUAAAACGGGCGCCAAGAAGACUCAAGUGCAGUGGUGGCUGACCCGGAAGAAGUCCGCGGAGGCCGCGUUCAAGCUCUUCAAUCUCGAAGGCAAGAAUGGACUGUUCGGCAGCUUGGAGUUCCUCGCUUGGGCCAAGUACGUGACCAAACUCGAUAAGAAGAACGCGGGCGCGACAAUGCUUGAGGCUCUGUUGAAGCGCUACGACGAGGCCACGUUGGCAAGAAUGAUCAUUUCGGCGCAGGGCUCGUCCAAGCCGGGGCUGGAAAAAAAUUGCGACGGAGCUGCAAUCGGAGUGCGCUCGGAUACCAUCAAAUCGAAACUGGGAGAACUACCGAAUCAGAAGCUGUGGGCCGCGAAAGACAAAGAGCUUGUGCACGCGUACAGAUACUUCAUCGGUGCGAUUUAA